Messenger RNA from Botrytis fragariae, 633 nucleotides. RefSeq names its product putative ring-h2 finger protein. The record is from RefSeq and is a predicted model, not a curated record. Bases 1 to 633 code for a protein of 210 amino acids. The transcript has a single exon. NCBI's taxonomy places the organism in Eukaryota, Fungi, Ascomycota, Leotiomycetes, Helotiales, Sclerotiniaceae.
AUGUGUAUCACCAUUGAUUUUACCUUCUCAAAGUGUGGCCAUGGAGCGCACUUCAUCCGUCCUUGCCAGGAAGAUGGUUCUUUCUGCGGAAACAUGGUGACUGACCCUAUGGUGUCCACACAUGCUGACUUCUGUAAUGAUUGCUUUAUGCUUCCCGAUCCCAGAGCAUCUAAGCCUGAUGAAGACCAACUUGGAUACCCGUCAAUUGAUUUAAUGGUAGAGCUAUAUCAAAUCCGGAAUGUUGAAGAUGAAACCAAAGAUUUACAGGUUCGGCUCCAAAACUUACCCCUUCCUGAGGGUUUUCGAGGUCCCAGUUACCGCUUAUCUAAUUGUAGAACUUUGAGUUUGCUUCCUAGAGAUAGUCUCGAUGUGCUAUUUAUUAUGGUUAAUCAGCGCCUGAUUCCUGACUUUUGGCUUCGCAUACUCCGCGGCGAAUUACCAUCUCCUCUAAUCAGACAAUUAAUUUUACACCUUCGACAAAUCAUGAUGUUGAACCUUGCACUUCAUCGUUCGAGAAAAACCCUUUCGAAAGUCGAAUGGUACAUUGCUAUGGGCUAUGAACUUUUCUCUCAGGUCGAAUCCACUUCGUGUGAUGAUGAUUGUGGAUUUGUCGCCAGCCGCUCAACGAGAUAG